AUGGAAAAAUAUUUGGAAUAUUUAAGUGGAAAGAUCAUGUGUCGCAAGAAAGUCAUAAUGCAACUUUAUUCUCUAAUUGGUUAUUCAGAUGAACCAAUGCCACAUAGCAUAUUUAUUUAUGGUCAUGUAGCUACUGGAAAAUCCUUAGUAGUGCAAAGUAUGCUUUCCUAUUUAAAGUACAAUAUAACUAUUAUCAAUUGUAUAGAACAUGUGAAUAGCAAACACCUAUUUGACUAUAUUUUGGAUGAUUUAUCAUCAUAUUUAAUUAAUUCCACAACUAAUAUCAAAGUACCAUGUAAAUGCGAUAAUUUUGCAGACUUUGUACUAAAUCUUAAAGAAAUUUUUGCGAACGAUACUCGACCGAUUGUAGUAGUACUCGAUAAAUGUGAUAAAUUAAGAGAUAUUGAUGCUAAUUUAUUACCUGCAUUUUCAAAACUUAAAGAAUUAACAAAUGUUAAUAUUUGUGUAAUAUUUACAAGUGGUAUAGUAUGGGAAAAGUUUCGUGUUAAAAUAGGUGUACACGAGCCAAUUAAAAUUAAUUUUUCGCAGUAUACACGUAACGAAUUCACUGAACUUUUACUUUUAACUAAACCACAUGGUUAUGAAGAUAUAUUUUAUACAAAUUAUUUAAAUUUAUUUCUUUCCGUAUUUUUUCGAUUUUGUCGAGAUCUUAACGAACUCCGUUACAUGGCCAAAAUAAAUUUUUCUAAAUAUAUAGAACCCAUUAAAAUUGAUCAAUCUAAGAAAAACGACACUGCUAUGUUAUGGAGAAAUAUUUCUGCUAUUUUUAAGACAAAUUUGGAAGUUAUUUAUCUAAGAGUUUCCUCCGAAAAUUUCACAAAACAUAAUCGAUUAUCUAAAGAAAUUGAAUCAACAAUGAAACUAGCAUUGAGCUUUGAAUUACCAUAUUAUGCAAAAUACAUGUUAAUUGCAUCAUAUCUUGCUUCGUAUAAUCCUGCAAAAGAAGACAAAUACUUAUUUAUGAAACAAAAGUUUAAAAGAAAGAAAAAAGUUAUUAUUAAAAAAAAGAUAACAUUAAACGUUUUUUGUAAACCGCAUAAUUUUCCAGUAUCUAGAAUGAUCGCCAUUUUUUGUGCGAUUCUCGAUGAAAAGGUUGAUAUAAACGCUAAUUUACUUGCACAGAUACCAUCUAUGUGUCAACUUGGUUUACUAUCAGUAGUAGGGAAUUAUAAUUUAUACGAACCUAAACUCAAGUGUUGUGUAUCGUAUGAUUUUAUUCUCGUUAUAGCUAAGACCGUUGGCUUUAGUAUACAGAACUAUUUCUAUAAUUUUAUGUGA
This is a messenger RNA of Habropoda laboriosa, 1299 nucleotides long. It is a transcript of the gene Orc5, whose product is annotated as origin recognition complex subunit 5. The transcript has a single exon. Gene Ontology annotation, biological process: DNA replication initiation; DNA replication. Gene Ontology annotation, cellular component: nuclear origin of replication recognition complex; nucleus. NCBI's taxonomy places the organism in Eukaryota, Metazoa, Arthropoda, Insecta, Hymenoptera, Apidae. Gene Ontology annotation, molecular function: DNA replication origin binding. The coding region runs from base 1 to 1299 and encodes 432 amino acids. The record is from RefSeq and is a predicted model, not a curated record.